This is a messenger RNA of Heterobasidion irregulare TC 32-1, 915 nucleotides long. RefSeq lists its product as uncharacterized. NCBI's taxonomy places the organism in Eukaryota, Fungi, Basidiomycota, Agaricomycetes, Russulales, Bondarzewiaceae. The coding region runs from base 1 to 864 and encodes 287 amino acids. The record is from RefSeq and is a predicted model, not a curated record. The transcript has a single exon.
AUGGUUUCUCCACAUCCGCCUCCUCCAAAUCAACCAACAUUUUCUUAUGCAGAUCGUGCAAGGAAUGUCCUUAAAUCACAUAAUCCUCCGUCUCAAAGACCCUCCAUUGUCAGUGAACAUGCUGCUGCCUCUAACAUGCCACAUAGUUCCACAUCUACUUCAGACGCGUCCAAGCCCUCUUCUCUCAUCCCGAGUACCGGUAUCGCAUCCAAUCCAUCGAUAUCACCUACCAGAACCGUUCCAUUCCCUGCAUCUCCUACUUCUCCAGUCGAAGGACUCGUGGUAUGCGGCACGAACGGUGACGUAACUUCGACGAUACCCACCAAAACGGCACCUAUCAACGUGUGGAAUUUGCGCAUGGAACAGAUGGCCCAGGCUCGUGCUUCGUCUCGCCCUGUACAACUGCGCUCUCAAAACAAUAUGUUGAGCUCAGCACGAGAUCUUCCAGACGAUCCCUCAGUGAAGCUCCCAAAUCCGAACAGCAUCGCCACGCAGAAUGGACUGCCAUCUCUGCGUAUAGAUGGGAACACAGAUCCGUUCGCAACUCGUGCCCUCAGUCAAGCCCUCGCUGCCGAUAUUCCACGUGCACCCGCUUUAGUCAACGACAUGGAAAACUGGCCAGAGGUAGGACAGUCUGUCGGUUCAUCAAGUAAGGGCACGACUCAGCAUCGCCACGAUGCUUCGGAGAGCACCGAAGAGCAGAGGAGGGAGGACGACGAAUCUUCAACAAGCCUUCCUAUACUGCCGAAGAAGAGUGCGUCACUUGUUAUAUUCACUACUCCACUCUCUACUUUUCGCACUAUACAUUCAAUUUCCUUCUAUACCAUCUACUUCCAUCUACUUCCUGCAACGCGAGCGUAUUGACUAUCAAUUUCACGGAUACUAAUACUGGCAAUCCCAUCGUUCUUUCACACC